CCAGUGCUCAGGUUGGGGCAUCUUGGUGGGGCAGAGGGACAGUGAGCCGGGUGGGGAAGGAAUGGGCCUCUCCCUGAUCCUCCUGCCAGUUCUGGCAGACACCCCUAGAGUCGCAGUGGAACUCCAGCCCCACAUGGGGAUGAAUACACACCCCUGGUCCUCUUCCUGGUAGCAGGAUGGGGGCGGGCAGGGGGAGGUCAAGAAACGUGAUCCUGGACCCCCUUAUGUGGGGCUGUUCUGUUGUUCCUCCAGCCCUGGGGACCCCCACCAUGUCACCUCACGCUUUUCAUGUCAGAGAGUUGUUCUGGUUUCCUGCAUUUAUUGGCAGUCGGGCAAAGAGACAAAGCUAGGCCACAAAGCAGACAAAGCUAGAAGGCCCUCAGGGCAUGCUGAAGGGCUUUUGGUUUCCGGAAAGUGUGUGCAGGCCAGAUAGUAGGGUCCGUGGAGCAGUGGGGCUAAGAAGGACUCAGCCCCGGCUGCAGCACCGGCGAAGGGCGGGAGUGGAGGGGGCGGAGGCAACUUAGAGGAGUCUGGGAGGCGCGGAUGAAGGUGUGGGGAAGGAGGGGAAGAGGAGGGUCCUGGUCGGGGAUAGAUGAACGGGUCUCCAGCGUUUCCACAGCCUGAGAGGGGUGCAGGAUGCCGGCUCAGGCUGGGCAAGGCGGGGCUGCUGCCUAGGGCAGGCAAGGGGGUUAGCUCCACGGUGCAUCCCGGGCGGCCACGCAGAGACAGGUUGGGGAGACGCCCAGCCCCACCCCCAUGACAAUGACCGCUCUGAUUCCCUGCCCCCGUCCAGCUCUGGGUGGCGACAAUGGUCAUCUGUCUCCUGGAGCCGGAGCCUGGCACUAGGCGGGUGCGAGCGCGGGAGGGCCCGGGAGGAAGCAAGGGCACGACUCGGGGAGGCUCGAGAGGGCUUGCGGCUCUAGGGUGCGGCGGAGGCGUAGGCGGCCGCGGAAGCGGUGCGGGGGCGUGGCUCUCCUCUUCCUCCGCCUGUCCGGGAGCCGAGCUGCGGGGCGCGCCCCCACCCUCGCCUUCCCGCACUGCUCGGUCUCCAGUUUCCAUGGAGCCGGGAGGCGGUUGCCACGGAGACCAGCGCGCGCAGCCAAUCGGCGCGGAGCUGCGGCUCCGGCUCACCUCCUGGAUGGAGGCAAGGGGCGCGCAGGAGGCCGGGCACCGGGUCGGCGCCGCCACCUCCCUCGGGGCGCUGAGGCCCCUGCACCCUGCGCGCUGGCGACCCUCCCCACCCCCUUCUCUUCCAGGCCCUGCUUAGGGUUGAUGUUCCCUGGUCCAGCUUCCGACCGGCCCUGAAUCCCCUGGCGUCCAGAGGGGAAUGCUGCAGGAAAGGCGGGGCCGGGCAGCGCGGAAGGAGGGCGAAGCCCAGGUCGGGGAAAGGAGGAAGGCCGCCCCCCGCCCCAGCCGCUCUGCAGUGCUUGGGGCGCACGCGCACGCUCACUCGGGGCGCCGGGCAGGCGGGGCGGUGCUGACGUCAUCCGAUGACCCACCCACCCCCUACCCCUUGGCCGAGGGGCGGUGGCCGCGCAGGCUCCGCCGGACCGACGCACGGACAGACCGGGCACGGAGGGAAGGGCGCACGGUCAGGCCAUGCCCGGGGAGGCUGCCCGCGCCGAGCUGCUGCUGCCGGAGGCGGGCAGGCCCGGGCCCCGCACAGAGUCGUCCUGUGAUGUGGCCGUGGCCACCACCCCACAAGGGGACCGGCUGGAGCACUGUGCCCUGACCCCUGGACCCAGCACCCUGGCCCUGGAGUUUCUGCCCAGCAAGCCAGGCGCCCGGCUCCCGCCCGAGGGAGCCAGCUGGGAUGCAGGGCCGGGAGGCACCCCCUCGGCCUGGGCAGUCCCCACAGAAGGCAGCCCCAGCCUGGGUUCCCCCGAGGCCCAGCCUGCCGGUGGCCCUCCCCCAACCACCCUGGAGCCCCGGAUCGUGAUGGGCGAGGAGACCUGCCGGGUGUCCCUGCCGUCCAGGGCAGCCCUUCCAGAGCUCAGGGACUGGGAGGGUGGGCACCCCAGCCUGGACCCACCCCCCGAGUUGUGUUCUCAGGGUGACCCUCCUGUGCCUUGCCCUGCCCCAGACCCUGACUCCUACUUCACGCCGCCCUCCACUCCCACCGAGACCACCUCUGCCCUGCUCCUUGGCCCCGGGCCCCGCAGGGAGGCCCCGGCUGAGCCAGGGGACUCGCCGCCCGCCUCGCCAUCGGGCUCCUACAUCACAGCAGAUGGAGACAGCUGGGCCUCAUCCCCGUCCUGCUCCCUGAGCCUGUUGGCCCCGGCCGAAGGGCUAGAUGUCCCCUCAGGCUGGGGCUUCUCCCCGCCGGGCUCCGUGGCCGAUGAGCAGGAGCUGCCUCCCGCGGGGCCCCCGGGCCCCCCGUCCCCGGAAUCCAGCGUCUCAGCCGACAGCAGCUCUUCCUGGGGCCAAGAGGGCCACUUCUUCGAGCUGGACUUCCUGGCCAACGACCCCAUGGUCCCCGCCGCCCUCCUGCCCUUCCGAGGCAGCCUCAUCGUGCAGGUGGAGGCUGUGGAGGUGACGCCAAGAGCCCCCGAGGAGGAGGAGGAGGUCCCUGUCCCUGGAGGGGACCCAGCCGGGGAGGGCGAGGACGACAGCACGUUCGCCUCCUCCCUGCAGUCCCUGUCUGACCUCUCCAUCACCGAGGGCAUGGACGAGGCCUUCGCCUUCCGGGACGACACCUCGGCGGCCUCAUCCGACCCCGACUCGGCCUCCUAUGCGGGGGCAGACGACGAGAGGCUGUACAGCGAGGAGCCCCAUGCGCAGCCUGCCGCCCUGCUCCAGGACACCCCCGGCGAGCCCGCUCCUACCGUCUCCGCGGGGGUGGCCAGCCGAGCCUCCGAGAGCCGGGAGCCGGGCGCCCGGGUUCCCGAGAUGGGCCAGGCCUCCGCUCCUCCCGCAGCACAGGAAACCCCGGGCCUCACCGGGGAGAGCCCCUGGACCUGGGGGGAGGACAUGGGCUCCAUCUCAGGUCUGGUGCCUGCUGCUGCGGGCACGGCUCAGCCCCAAUGGGAGGAUGACGGCGCGGCCUUAGGCCCAGAGUCUUGGACCUCCCCAGAAGAGGGAACCCUCAUUCCAGGCCCAGACUCUCUGCAGAACCUGGAAGGAGAAGCAGGCCAAGGCCCUGAAUCUGAGGCCACACCUCUGUCCCUGCAGGACGCCGGCCUCCCCUCAGGCCAGGCGCCCGCCGCCACAGUCAGCCCUGUGCCCCAGCCGGGGGACACGGACAGGACCUUACACCAGGGCCCUGACUGUGAGGCCACACCUGUGUCCCUGCAGGAUGCAGCCCUCCCCUCAGGCCAAGGGACUCCUGCCAAGGCCAGGCCUGAGACCCUGUGGGUAGAUGCAGGCUGCGUGCCAGGGAUCGACCCUGUGGUCACUGCAGCCCAACAGGGAGGACGAGUGACCUCGGAACUGAGGCCAGCACCUGAGGAAAGGGACACAAGCUGCACGGGAGGCCUGGGGCCUCCAGCCCGGGACCAGGCCCAGCUGGAUGGACUGGAGCCAGCUGCAGACGCCGGGGUGCCCUGGACCUCAUGGGGUACCUCCAAGCCUGCCACGGAGGCCCUAGACUCCCCCAAGCCUGCCACAGAGGCCACAGACCCCCUUGAGGCCCUGCAACACCCCAGGCCUGCCACAGAUGCCGUGGAAUGCCCUGGCUCUGACACAGAGGACACAAAUUGCCCCAAGCCUGUCAUGGAGACCACAGAAUGCACAGAGUCUGCCACGGAGGCCACGGAAUGUCCACCAUCUGUCACAGAGACUACAGAAUGCCUGGAGUCUGGCACAGAGGCCCCGGAACAUUCCAAGCCUUCCAUGGAAGCCUCAGAAUGCCCAGAACAUGCUAUGGAGGCCCCAAAAUGCACCAAGCCUGCCAAUGAGGCCCUGGAACUCCUUGAGCCCACCUCAGAGGCCCCAGAAUACCCUGAGUCUGCCACAGAGGCCCUAGAACAUUCUGAGCCUGCCCUGGAGACCCUGGAACAUUCUGAGCCUGCCACGGAGGUCCUGGAAUGCCCAGACCCUGCCACGGAGGUCCUGGAACAUUCUGAGCCUGCCCCAGAGGCCCCGGAAAGCCCAGAGCCUGCCAUGGAAGCCCCAGAACUCCCAGAGCCUGACACAGGGGCCCCGGAACGCCCAGAGCCUGCCAUGGAAGCCCCAGGAUAUUCUGAGCCUGCCAUGGAGACACCAGAAAGCCCAGAGCCUGCCAUGGAGGUCCUAGACCAUUCUGAGCCUGCCCCGGAGGCCCUGGAAUGCCCAGAGCCUGCCAUGGAAGCCCCAGGAUAUUCUGAGCCUGCCACAGAGACCCUGGAAUGCCCAGAACCUGCCAUGGAGGCCCCAGAACAUUCUGAGCCUGCCAUGGAGACCCCAGAAAGCCCAGAGCCUGCCAUGGAGGCCCCAGAAUGCCCACAGCCUGCCAUGGAGGUCCUGGAACAUUCUGAGUCUUCCAUGGAGACCCCGGAACAUUCUGAGCUUGCCAUGGAGGCCCCAGAAGACCCAGAGCCUGCCACGGAGGCCCCAGAACAUUCUGAGCCUGCCACAGAGACUCUGGAAUGCCCAGAGCCUGCCACAGAGGCCCCAGAACAUUCUGAGCCUGCCACAGAGGCCCCAGAACAUUCUGAGCCUGCCACAGAGACUCUGGAAUGCCCAGAGCCUGCCACAGAGGCCCCAGAACGCACUGAGCCUGCCACGGAGGCCCCAGAACAUUCUGAGCCUGCCACGGAGGCCCCAGAACAUUCUGAGCCUGCCACAGAGACUCCAGAAUGCCCAGAGCCUGCCACGGAGGCCCCAGAACUUUCUGUGCCUGCCACGGAAGCCCCAGAAGCUACCACGGAGGCCCAAGAACGCUCACAGCCUGCCACAGAGGCCCUCAAAUGCCCCAAGCCUGCCACAGAAGCUCCAGGACUUUCUGAGCCUGCCAUGGAGGCCCUAGAAUAUUCAGAGCCUGCCACAGGCCCCCCUGGGUCUGCCAUGGAGGCCACAGACCCACCCAAGCCUGCCUCCAUUAGAGAAGAAGUAGCUGAGGGUCUGUUGGCACCUAAGCAAGAAACCUGUGCCAGUGCCUGUGUUUUUGCUGGUGAUGGAGUUGAGCCCCAUUUUCCCCCAAAGGAGGACCCAGGGGGUGAGAAUCAGGGGGCUGGAGGCCUCAGAUCAGCACCCCACAGUGCUAGGAAGGCUCCUGGGGAUAGUGGCACAGAGGUACAUCUUGCUGCUCUCCCCGAGGUCAGUCACACAUGGCCCCAGAACCCAGCAGAGGAGGGAAGAGCCAACCCCGAGCCCAGGUCUUCUGUUGCUGUGGCCUCAGAAGCUGGGCUGGCUUCCUACUCUGAGUCUCCCCCAAGGUUUGUGGUCAGGCCUGGAAGGGGCUUCCCUGAAGAGCCUGCCCCCACCACUCCAGCACCCUCUUGGCGGCUGGAACCCGUGCUGGGUGCAGGCAGUGGAGUGAGGGCUCAAGUAGCCCCUGGAAGCCCCAGCUUGUCCCCACCACAAGCCCCCGGAAGCCCUAAUAGGGGUCUGCCCAGCAUGACCCGAGACAGGCCCCUUGGCCCAGAGCCCGCUGCUCCUGGGGUCUCCACAGAGGCAGCCCCAUGCCCCAUGGCACCCCUCACGCCCUGCCCUUGCCAGGGACCUAGGGAAGACUCGACGGAGGCCAAGGAGCCUCCAGGCUCUCCGGGCCUCCAGCCACCACGUGCAGGAGCCCAGCGGGCAGUGGCUGCCUCCUCAGGAACCACAAAACCUCCUGGGGCUGGGCAUCGAGUCAGCCUCCCACCCCACUCCCCCCUCUUCAGCCCCAAAACGGCCCCCAUGGGGGACACCCAUGCCAAAGACCAGGCCUGGCGGAUCUCGCCCCCUUGCCAAGUGCCUCCUGGCCCUCGAGGGCUCCCAGCUGCCGAGCAACAGGAUGACCAGGACAGCCUGGAGGAAGACUCGCCCCCGAGGGCUCCAGGAUCCGGCCAGCACUCAGACAGCCACGGGGAGUCAUCGGCGGAGCUGGAGGAGCAGGACCUCUCGGGAGCGCAGACGGCACAGUGCCCGACCCAGGUCCCAGCAGGCGGCAGCAGCGAGGAAACAGUGGCCAAAGCCAAGCAGAGUCGCAGUGAGAAGAAGGCCCGAAAGGCAAUGUCCAAGCUGGGCCUACGGCAAAUCCAGGGGGUCACCAGGAUCACCAUCCAGAAAUCCAAGAACAUCCUGUUUGUCAUCGCCAAGCCUGAUGUUUUCAAGAGCCCAGCCUCAGACACCUAUGUGGUCUUCGGCGAGGCCAAGAUCGAGGACCUGUCCCAGCAAGUGCACAGAGCUGCUGCUGAGAAGUUCAAAGUGCCCACAGAGCCAUCCGCCCUGGUCCCCGAGUCUGCACCUGGGCCGCUGGUGAGGUCUGGGUGUGAGGAGGAAGAGGAGGAGGAAGAGGAGGAGGAGGUGGAUGAGGCAGGACUGGAGCUCCGUGACAUUGAGCUAGUGAUGGCGCAGGCCAACGUUUCGAGGGCCAGGGCCGUGCGGGCCCUGAGGGACAACCAGAGCGACAUCGUCAACGCCAUCAUGGAGCUCACCAUGUAGCCAGGAGCGCCCCGACCGCACGGCUUCGUCCCUGCCCCCGGCUCCACUGCUCAAUAAACAGGUGUCUCCACACGGCCUCUA
Molecule: messenger RNA, 6645 nt
Organism: Mustela erminea (ermine)
Lineage: Eukaryota; Metazoa; Chordata; Mammalia; Carnivora; Mustelidae
Gene: NACAD
Product: NAC alpha domain containing
Exons: 8
Coding region: 1600-6564 (1654 amino acids)
Biological process (GO): protein targeting to membrane
Cellular component (GO): cytoplasm; nascent polypeptide-associated complex
Source: RefSeq, a predicted model, not a curated record